AUGAGACCGAAUUUAGGAGCCCUACCUCGCGCGGCGCGCCUUCGCGUCCCAGUUGCUUCCCCAAUUCGACAGCCACUAUGCGGCGUUCGUAACUAUGUACGCACGGCCGAGACCCUGCAAAAGAGCACAUUACAAUCCAAUGUCGGUCGACCUGAGCCAAGGAUCACGGCUAGCGGAGGCGUUGUCGGGCAAACAAGAUGGAUCACACAGCAGCACAUACGGAGGACGAAAGAGGCGGAGAAGGAGUGGGCUGAGUUCGCGGAAGAGAUCAAAGCUGGAAAGCGGAAGAACUUUGCACAGCAUCUCGAGGAAAGAGGGCUGUUGCAUGAUGUUGUCGGUGAACGGGAGCUUUUACAUAGAGUGUUCACAGAGAAGAGGGCAGGGAUGUAUGCUGGAGUAGACCCUACUGCUCCUUCUUUACACGUCGGCCACAUGUUGCCGUUCAUGGUCUUGGCCUGGGGUUACGUAUGGGGUUUGCCGGUGACAUGGGUGCUUGGUGGUGCCACAUCCCGCGUCGGUGACCCAACAGGACGACUGAAAGGAAGAGAACAAGUCCACAGCUCGGUGCGAAAAGCGAACAUGGCUAGCAUGCACAUGCAGUUGAAGAAGCUAGGCGCAAGCAUUGAACAAUACGGCAAGAGACAUGGGUACGAGAAGAAAUGGGCAUGGAAGCGUUCUUUGGUCAAUAACAACACAUGGUGGAACAAGGUGCCAUUCAUUGAAGUUCUUCGGGACCUUGGGGCUCACAUGCGACUUGGCCCGAUGUUAGGCAGAGAGACUGUCAAGAACCGGCUGUCGAAAGGUGAUGGCAUGUCAUUCUCAGAGUUCUCUUAUCCUUUGUUGCAGGCAUGGGACUGGUGGGUUCUCUUCAAGAACGGUGUUCAAGUCCAAGUGGGAGGCACCGAUCAGUAUGGAAACAUUCUGUUUGGUAUGGACUCCGUGAAGGCCAUUAGCAAGAACACGGCCAUGGAGCAGGAAAGAGACCCUCUGGAAAACGAUAUAGACAACCCUAUUGGGCUUACGACGCCACUGCUAACGGCACCCAAUGGUGAAAAGUUUGGAAAGUCUGCCGGCAACGCUAUUUGGCUUGACAAGGAUAUGACCUCCACCUUCGAGCUGUAUCAGUUUUUUGUUCGGACUCCGGAUGAUGUUGUCGAGCGCUAUCUUAAAAUGUUUACUUUCCUUCCUCUGCCUGAGAUUGCCAAGCUCAUGGAAGAGCAAAACAACGACCCGUCCAAACGGGUUGCUCAGCACGCGCUCGCUGCAGAGUUCGUGGAGCUUAUUCACGGCAAACAAGAGGCGGACGCAGUUGCUCUCCAACACCGUCAAUUAUUCCGCUCACGGUCGUCAACAGCUGAACCUACUCCCCUGCAGAAAAAGUCCAGUCCACCUGCCAGCCAUGCCCAAUCGCCAACAUCGGGUUUCAUAAACCCCCAGUCAGGGAACCAGUAUGCCCCUCAAACUAAUUUCGCAAACAUGCCUAGUAUCCAGGUUACCCUCCCCGAGUCUCUAGUCUAUGGCCAAAACUUCCACAAGAUCCUGUGGUCUGCGGGCCUGGUUGCUUCUAAAGGUGAAGGACAUCGCAUUGUUACGAACAAAGGGGCUUAUGUGGGGAGCCGCCCGGGAAACUCUGGCCCAAUGUCGGACGACCUGGCCUUUACACCCAUUUUAACAUGGCCAGCGGAGAAGACCAAAGACUUCAUUGUUGAUGGUAAUAUUCUAUUCCUCAAGUUGGGUAAGUGGAAGUUCAAGACGGUGAAGAUCGUUAGCGAUGAGGAGUUCAAACGGCUCGGACUCACUGCCCCUGGUUGGGAAUCGGACGAAAGCACUCCUCAGCCCGCUGCGGAUAACUGA
Aspergillus nomiae NRRL 13137 is the source of this 1854-nucleotide messenger RNA. Its product is annotated as tyrosine--tRNA ligase MSY1. The transcript is spliced from 5 exons. Gene Ontology annotation, biological process: tyrosyl-tRNA aminoacylation. Bases 1 to 1854 code for a protein of 617 amino acids. The record is from RefSeq and is a predicted model, not a curated record. Gene Ontology annotation, cellular component: cytosol; mitochondrion. Lineage: Eukaryota; Fungi; Ascomycota; Eurotiomycetes; Eurotiales; Aspergillaceae. Gene Ontology annotation, molecular function: RNA binding; tyrosine-tRNA ligase activity; ATP binding.